Molecule: messenger RNA, 1065 nt
Organism: Hordeum vulgare subsp. vulgare (domesticated barley)
Lineage: Eukaryota; Viridiplantae; Streptophyta; Magnoliopsida; Poales; Poaceae
Product: putative cyclin-dependent kinase F-2
Exons: 1
Coding region: 1-1065 (354 amino acids)
Biological process (GO): regulation of mitotic cell cycle; protein phosphorylation
Cellular component (GO): nucleus
Molecular function (GO): cyclin-dependent protein serine/threonine kinase activity; ATP binding
Source: RefSeq, a predicted model, not a curated record
AUGGGAUGGUCCAACUCCGAACUCGUAGACGUCGCCGCCUCCGCCACACCGGCAGCGCGCCACGGUGUUGAUGGAUGGGAAGGAUGGGACCAAGGAGCCACGGCCACUGGUGGCGACUCCUCAAACUCUGCCACGCUUUGCCGCUUCCAGCGGCUCGACGUGAUCGGUACAGGAGGCUUCGGCAUGGUUUACCGAGCAAGGGACCGCCGCACCGGCGAGAUCGUCGCUAUGAAGUGCCUCCGCGCAAACAAGUACGCCCGCGACAACGGCGACCGCUACCUCUCCGCCUUCGCGGGCGAGGUCAGCGCCUUGGAGAAGUGCAGCGGCCAGCCGUCCAUCGUGCAGCUGCGCGCCUCGGGCCACCUCGACGGCGAGGCCUUCAUCGCCAUGGAGUUCGUGGGGCCGUCCCUCAGGCACGUCAUGAAGCACGUCCGCUUCGGGAGGAGACACACCGAGGCCGAGGUCCGCCUUAUCAUGAGGCAGCUCCUCGCCGGCGUGAGGAGGAUGAACCGUCUAGGUCUCAUGCAUCGUGACCUUAAGCCGGGGAACGUGCUCGUCGACGGCCGUGGCAACCUCAAGAUCUGCGACCUCGGGCUAUCGUGCAGCAUGGCCGACGGGCCGCCCUACUCGAACCCCAUCGGGACACGGGGGUACCGCGCGCCAGAGCUCCUCCUAGGGUCCAAGAAUUACGACGAGCGCAUCGACUCUUGGGCUCUCGGCGUCAUGAUGGCCGAGCUACUUGCCGGCAGGCACCCUUUCUAUGGGAGGACGGACAUGGACCACUUCAGCGAGAUCUUGGACCUUCUUGGCACCGCAGACAUCAAGGAAUGGUCAGGCUACGAUGGGCGGCAACUGCCUGGCGGAUGGUCACUGGAAAGCUCUCUGUGGUCUAUGUUCCCGUCUCCUGCUGAGGCUAGGAUCAGAGGCCGGCCUCCACUAUCAGAAGCUGGUUUCGAGGUCUUGAGCGGCCUUCUGCGUUGCAACCCUGAAAAAAGGCUCACGGCCAGGAGCGCACUUCGGCUUAGGUGGUUUAAGGAGGCCAACUUUAGAACUGCAAGGAGCUGA